AUGGCGUGGACGUGGCUGCUGGUGGCAGCUGUGGCGGUGUGUGGACGGCCCACCACGGCAGAUGGCGGCGACUACCGCCUGCCCACGGCGUUCGAACCCACCUCGUACCAGCUGGAGAUCCUGCCCCAUCUGGACGCCGCCGGCCCGCCCUUCACCUUCGAGGGCAGCGUCACCAUCAACCUCACGGUGGUGGACAAUUCGUCAACUGCGAUCGUGCUGCAUGCCGGGCCAGACCUGACAGUGAGUGGGGCCAAGGCCCUGUGGAACGAGAGUGCUCUGCCUGUGUCCGAGCCUAAGGUCAUAGAUGCAGAUCGGGAGUUCCUGCAGGUGGACCUGGAUGAGCCUCUGGAAGCAGAGACCUUCCUUCUGCUCACACUCACCUUCUCUGGGGAGCUGCCCACCGACAUGAAGGGCUUCUACCUCAGCAGCUACCAGCACGCCGGCACCACCAGGUACCUGGCGGCUACCAAGUUUGAACCGACGUACGCACGGAGGGCGUUCCCCUGCUUUGACGAGCCAGCACUGAAGGCCAGCUUCAAACUGAAGGUGAUAGUGCCGCCGGGGUUCGAAGCCAUAAGCGCUACGGAUGCCACCGUCUCCGAAUCCAGCACACACGAAAACCACACGGAGUACCAGUUCGGCGAGAUGCCCAAGAUGUCCACGUACCUCGUGUCCUGGGUGGUGUUCGAACCCACGACCUACUCUGUGAUCUCGCUGUCGCCCGCCGCUGCCGGAACGAACUUUGAGCCACUCGGCAUCGCCUCCACCACAGACCUGCGAAGCGAGAGGACCCUGCCCUACAGGGUGGGUCGGGCUGCGCUAAGGGAGCUGAACAAGAUCUUCGACGGUGACCUGAGCUACUACACGUUCAUGAAGAAUCUCCACCUGGUUGCUCUGCCCGACUUCAUCUCUGGGGCCAUGGAGAACUGGGGAAUGAUCACUUUCAGGGAGCGCCGCCUGCUGAUGAGCGACCAGUCGACCUCGACGGAGACGAUCCAGAGCGUGGCCACGACCAUCGUGCACGAGAUCGUCCACCAGUGGUUCGGCGACCUCGUCAGCCCCGACUGGUGGACCUACCUGUGGCUCAACGAGGGCUUCGCCUCCUACUGGCCCUGCCAGCUGGACCUGGCACUGGACGUCGGCGAUGACUGGCGCAUGGCGGACCAGUUCCUGGUUCUGGGGCUCCAUCCAGCUCUGCGUGAGGACGCAUCCUCCGCCACGCACCCCAUGACCUAUAACGUCAGUACGCCACAGCAAAUUGCGGCCAUCUUCGAUACCGUCAACUACGACAAAGCCGCGUCUGUCAUCCGUAUGUUCGAGCACAUACUUGGAACUGACAGUUUCCGCGCCGGCCUGAAGACGUAUCUUCAAAACAAAGCCUACGGCGCAGCCACAGAGACAGACCUCUUCACAGCACUGGACGCACAGAUUGGAGGUACCAGGGGUUUCCAGACGUUCAAGCUGGGCGACAUCUUCCUCGGAUGGACUCGCAAUGCCGGUUACCCAGUCGUCACUCUCACCAGGGACUACAACACCAACACCGCCAGCAUCAAGCAGGAGCGCUUCUAUGACGACCCCGACGACACAAAAGACGACAGCACCGCACCGUGGAUAGUGCCUAUCACGCUGGCGUGGCAGCAGGACAUGUUCCAGAACACCGCGCCGAGCAGCUACCUGAUCCAAGACACUCCACUGGAGCUGGACAUCACGGCCUCGCCGGACCAGUGGGUGGUGAUGAACGUCCAGCAGACAGGUUACUACCGGGUGCAGUACGACGAGCAGAACUGGCAGCUGCUGAAGUCCCAGCUGGAGUCCGACCCAUCACAGAUCCACCUACUGUCCAGAGCCCAGAUCCUGGACGACGCACUGGCCCUGGCCUCGGCCAGCCAGCUGGACUACGAGUUGGCGAUGGACCUGACGCGCUACCUGGACCACGAGACCGACCCCCUGCCGUGGAUGGCAGCCCUGCCCAACUUCGCUCUCCUCUACCAGAGGCUCGCCAAUUCUGACCUCCAGCAGAACUUGCUGGUGUACCUGACGACAUUAAUGGAUCCCGUAAUGGAACGGCUAGGAGGCUUUGAGGAACGGUCCGACUUGACGCAUGUGGAGAGGGUUCUGCAUGCUCAGCUUCUUCCCUGGGCAUGUCGUGGCAACCUACACAACUGCAGAGACCUGUCUAUUGAAGAAUUCAGCUGGAUCACUGACAGCAGUGCCAGGAGCGUCAGUGCUGAUCGGCGGUCGGUUGUCUACUGUGAAGGCCUGGCUUCGACUACCAGCAGUGCCAUAGGGGAGACAUUCAGCACGCUGUGGGCGCGCUUCACAGACAGUGUGACCGCCCCCAAUGAGAAGAACACCCUCCUGAAUGCUUUCGGCUGCAUCACCCACGAGGCAACAGUCCACAGCUUCCUCGAGAAGGCAGUGAAGAAGGACGGUGUUCGCCUACAGGAUGUGCAGACCGUCUUCAGCAGCGUCAUCUCCAGUCCUCAAGGCGCACAGUUUGCGCUCAGCUACCUGAAGCAGCACAAUGAUGAGGUCAAAGCAGUAUUGGAAGAAAUCGAGAAGACAUCAAGUGUGGUGAACAGCAUGGCCCAGUGGCUGCCAGCAAAUCAGAGAGCAGAGUUGCUCGAGGCUGUGUCCAGCUGGGGAAUCAGCGAGUCUCUGGAAAAAACCAUCAGCUCGCUGGACAGGUGGAUGGAAAGGAAUGAGCCGACACUCAGGACGUGGCUGCAGAGUGUAGCCCCCGUCACCACUGACGCCCCCGUCACCACUGACGCCUCCGUCACCACUGACGCCUCCGCCACCACUGGCGCCCCCGUCACCACUGACGCCCCCGUCACCACUGACGCCUCCGCCACCACUGUCGCCCCCGUCACCACUGAUGCCCCCAACACCACUGACGCCUCCAACACCACUGACGUCCCCAUCAGCACCGAAGCCCCCGGCUCCAGUGCUGCCAUACUGCCAGCCAUCACAAGCAUUGCUCUGGGGCUCACUGUCGUCUGGGCACACCUCAAUGCUGCUGCUGUAUGA
This is a messenger RNA of Schistocerca piceifrons (Central American locust), 3030 nucleotides long. Its product is annotated as aminopeptidase N-like. The transcript is spliced from 16 exons. Gene Ontology annotation, biological process: peptide catabolic process; proteolysis. Bases 1 to 3030 code for a protein of 1009 amino acids. Lineage: Eukaryota; Metazoa; Arthropoda; Insecta; Orthoptera; Acrididae. Gene Ontology annotation, cellular component: cytoplasm. The record is from RefSeq and is a predicted model, not a curated record. Gene Ontology annotation, molecular function: peptide binding; metalloaminopeptidase activity; zinc ion binding.